Hydatigera taeniaeformis is the source of this 1119-nucleotide messenger RNA. The record is from the annotation of a GenBank genome assembly. NCBI's taxonomy places the organism in Eukaryota, Metazoa, Platyhelminthes, Cestoda, Cyclophyllidea, Taeniidae.
AUGCUCAUCAAAGUCUGUCGGACUGGAAGAGAACGCCAGAUAGUCCGCGUGUCCGAUAAUGUCACAGUUUUGGCCCUCAAAAAAGCCAUCCAGCGGCAAUUGAAGAUUCCCAUUGCCGAGCAGAAUCUUACCUUCAACGGACUUAUUCUAGAGGACAACAAACUCCUAUCGGAAUAUGGACUCUUCGACAAUUGUAUUGUUCUUCUUUUCCUCCGUCUUGGAUUCAAGCCUGAUUUCGAGGUUACCAUCUUGCUGCCAACCAGAAAGAAAUUGAUUCUUGAUGUAUCUGGAGAGAAUACCAUUGGUGAACUCAAGAAACUCAUUGAAAAAAAGAUUGGUCUUAAAUUGACCUCCGCAGAACUAAUCUACGAUCAUUGGGUGCUUGAAGACGGACGCAAACUGAUAGAAUACGACAUUACUAGCGGUUCCACUAUUCUGCUGGCGCACGAAUUGCGCUCUGGAUCAAGUCUGGAGCUUCGAGACUCCACACACACCAGACACACUCAAAUAAUGCCUGAGCCCAUGUCUUCUUGCCGUCUUCACCAAAAAUGUGAAUUGGCUGUCAAUGCUAACAGUAUAGACGAAACUGACAGGGAAGAUGAGGAAGAAGAUCUGAAAAAUCUAAUAACUGUCAUCUUUCUGGCUAAGACUGGCUCGCCCAUCGCUUUGAGAGUACAUCCCAGCACUCCGCUGGGGGAAGUACGUGGCAAGCUGGCCCGGGUUCUUCAUAUUCCCUCUAAUUCUAUGUUGUUUGUACGCGACGGAAAGUCGCUUGAUCCUGCCAAAACCUUUGCGCAGUACGAUAUUUCACAUGGUGAAUCGGUGUGUCUGUUGUCAGAGGCUCACGUGGCAGAGAACUCAUGCUUCUGGUACUCAUCGGAGGAGGAGAGCAAUGAGCCAAAAAUUCGCAUUAUUGUUCAGUCCAAGAGUGGUCAGACUCUCGCUUGUCAUGUCCGUGGAAGCACAAAGAUUGGUUCACUCAAACGACGUCUGGAAAGGGAGGUUGGUGUUCCCAGAGCCAAAAUGGGUCUCUUCUAUCAACAGAAACUUCUCAGCGAUGAAGCCUUAGUGAGCGAUUAUGAACUCUCCGAUGGAGCUCUCAUCUAUUUGCGAUAUUAA